Messenger RNA from Bipolaris maydis ATCC 48331, 464 nucleotides. The record is from RefSeq and is a predicted model, not a curated record. Lineage: Eukaryota; Fungi; Ascomycota; Dothideomycetes; Pleosporales; Pleosporaceae.
AAGAUUUUUUAGAUUUUAAAAUCAUAUGUAAGACUAUUUAUAAUGGUGCCCACAGUAUUGAGGAAAUAGCCGCAUUGGUACUUAAAUUAUCUUAUACCAUGAACAACUAUCGGUUAUCAACAUUCCAAGGUACAGUAAAUUACUUAAGUAAGGAUGAAAUGGAUAGGCUGAUGAAUGCAAAACCUACCAUUGAACACCUUAAAGAUGGUCGUCAGAUAGACCUUAUUACAAAGAAAGUAGUACGCAGUCGUUCAAGUAGUUGUAUAUAUGAAAUAAUUAAACCUUCAGGAGAGGUACUAUUAAUGCCUAAUUUGGCUGAAUCUGCUCUAAUGUUAGAUACAAGUUUUAAAACUUUAAAAAGACAUUUAGAGGUCUUAGAUAAUAAUUCCGAUGGUUCUAAAAUAGUAUUUAAGGGCUAUACUGUGAGAAGAAUCCCAGUGUUUUAUCCUAUUGCUUCUGAGUAA